AUGAAAUUAUUGUUUACAAUUUUAUUAUUAAUUUCAACAUUUUUUUUUACAAAUGCUGAAAAUUCAUCUUCAACAGUACCAAGUUCAACCCAAACUAGUGGUAAACCUCUCAUUGAAGUGGUAGAAGGCCUAGUUUAUCAAACCGCAGACCGUCAAUACUUUAGAGCUUAUAUUAUCAACAAUACCGAAUACCUCGAAUUCCAUAAUGUUACCAUUGGUUGUUUAGAUUGCUAUGGUAAUUCUGAUCAAUAUGAAGUUAGCCCACCAUUAAUUAAGAAUUCUGAUGGUACCUAUACCUUACCAACAUUACAUAAGAAAUCUUACGAAACUUUUGCAUACAAUGGACCACAUAGUGCAAAAUGGUAUGUCAUUUCAUCUCAAUAGAAUCAAUAAAUUUGAUUUUUAAAACAAUAUUGAUUAAAAAAUAAAUAUAAAAAUUAAAGUUUUUUUAUAGAAUUAUUAUUAUUUUCUUUAAAAAAAUAAUUAU
This is a messenger RNA of Dictyostelium purpureum, 487 nucleotides long. RefSeq lists its product as uncharacterized. The transcript has a single exon. The record is from RefSeq and is a predicted model, not a curated record. NCBI's taxonomy places the organism in Eukaryota, Evosea, Eumycetozoa, Dictyosteliales, Dictyosteliaceae. The coding region runs from base 1 to 384 and encodes 127 amino acids.